Molecule: messenger RNA, 2821 nt
Organism: Megalops cyprinoides (Indo-Pacific tarpon)
Lineage: Eukaryota; Metazoa; Chordata; Actinopteri; Elopiformes; Megalopidae
Gene: rnf10
Product: ring finger protein 10
Exons: 17
Coding region: 378-2738 (786 amino acids)
Biological process (GO): positive regulation of transcription by RNA polymerase II; positive regulation of myelination
Molecular function (GO): transcription cis-regulatory region binding; metal ion binding
Source: RefSeq, a predicted model, not a curated record
CGACUCGUCGCCAUUAAUAUAAGAUCGUCCUUACGGGGCUCCUUUUUGGGUGAUAAUCCAUUCGAUUUACCGUUCUCCAAUAUUUGGAGAGCGGCUAACUCCUUGCAGGGGCUCGGUUUUCCUCUUUAGAAGGAAAAGCUCAGAUUCUCCGGGGUCGCGGCCCCGCAGUUUGAGCUGCCGUUCACUCCGUCUCCAGCGCCUCCGUUACCCACUUUAUCUUGAGACGCCUGAUCUGUGUCUCUUUUUCUCGGGUUUGUUUUGUUGUCAAGAUGUCGCCGUAAUGGAGUCUCCGCGUAUGACAGAAAUGAGCCAGGGCCUUUGCCGCCUGACCCGCACUCGCAGCAACCCGUUCUCCUCUUCCCCUUCUUCCCUGUUUAAUGCUAGGGAGCUCGGACUUUCUCUCCCCGGAGCUCGGCCUAAGAAAUCCGCAAAGCAGGAUCACCACGACCAUGGAGAAAAACCCAAACAACAACGCCAGCAACAAAGUUCCGCCCCGCUCAGGUUCGACCGGCCCACCCACUGGCGAUUCUAAACCCAAAACAGAUGGUAAAAAUGGUGGAGGAUCCAAGCGUUAUGGCCGCAAGCGUGAGCCUUCCUUCCCCAAGACAGACAGCUUCCCUGGCCCCCGCCGCCCCAAUCCACAGAAAAGCAAGAAUUUUGACAAGAGACCCCCCCAGAGAGGAGGAGGAGGAGGAGGAGGAGGAGGAGGAGGAGGAGGAAGGCAGUAUGGAGGCGUGGGUGGAGGUAGAAGAGAAGAGGUAGCCGAGGCCCGCCGGGCAGAGUUCAGCCCGGCUCAGUUCUCUGGACCCAAGAAGAUCAGCCUCAACCACCUGCUGAACUUCACCUUUGAGCCCCGUGGCCAUGGGGCCCCUGGAGGCGAGGGGCACACCUGCUGGGGCCGCCGCAACAAGUGGGGCCACAAGCACAAGCCCUUCAACAAGGAGCUCUUCCUGCAAGCCAACUGCCAGUUUGUUGUGACAGAGGAUCAGGACUACAAAGCCCACUUCACUGACCCGGACACACUGGUCAGCUGGGACUGUGUGCAGCAAGUGCGAAUCUACAGCCACGAGGUGCCAUCAUGCCCCAUCUGCCUGUACCCGCCGGUGGCCGCCCACAUCACCCGCUGCGGCCACAUCUUCUGCUGGCCGUGCAUGCUGCACUACCUCUCCCUCAGCGACAAGAGCUGGUCCAAGUGCCCCAUCUGCUACGAGGCCGUGCACGGUCACGACCUCAAGAGUGUGGUCGCCAUGGAGACCCGACAGUACCUGGUCGGUGACCUCAUCACCAUGCGCCUGAUGAGAAGGGAGAAAGGUGUCCUGGUGGCGCUGCCCAGCUCGCAGUGGGUAAAGGUGGAGGAGCCCAUUCAUCUGGGAGAUGCGCGUCUCAGCCCAUACUCCAAGCUGCUGCUGGCCUCCAGGGAGCAGGUGCUGGGGCUGCUGGGAGAGGAGAGAGCAGCCCUGCAGGUCCAGCUCAGCCAGGAGGAUCAGGACGCCCAGGCCUGCUUCAUCCAGGCCGCCCUGCACCAGCUGCAGGAGCGAGAGGAGGCCCUGAUGAAGAGCGGCUCGCAGGAGGCGGACAGCGUCAGCCUGACGAGUCUGACCCUCGCUGACCCCCCCAGCCCUGGGCCAGGUGCCGUGUCUACACCCAGCAGUAAGAAGCCCAUGAUUCAGUAUUCCUCUGCGUUUGACGACGAGGUGCUGGACGUCCCGGAUGAGGAGUGCGAGGAGGCCCCAGCGGCCCCCGCAGACCCCAGCCCCGCCCCUGAUCCCCCGCCCACUGAGGAGCCGCCCCCGAGCCAGUGUGAAAGAGAGCGCCCCCAAAACACAGAGAAUGGCCCUUACUACUACUUCUACCAGGCCGAGGACGGGCAGCAGAUGUUCCUGCACCCGGUGAACGUGCGCUGCCUCCUGCGGGAGUACGGCAGCCUGGAGGCCAGCCCCGCCUCCAUCACCGCCACCGUGGUGGAGCUGGACGGCCACACCGUCACCGAGGAGAUCCGUCGCCGUCACCGCUACCUGUCCCACCUGCCGCUCACCUGUGAGUUCAGCAUCUGUGAGCUGGCUCUGCAGCCGCCUCUGCUGUCCAAAGAGACUCUGGACACCUUUGCAGAUGACCUGGAGAAGCGCAGGCGUCUGCGGCAGAAGAAGGCGAGGGAUGAGAAGCGCAGGGAGAGGCGCAUUGAGAUGGAGGAGAAUAAGAAGCAGGGGAAAUACCCAGAGGUGCAUAUUGGGCUGGAGAACCUGCAGCAGUUUCCUGCUUUCGGAUCACCCCCUCAGGACCGCAGCCCCCCUGCGUACCCCGAAUUCUUCCUGGGGCCCCCUUCUCCCCUCAGCUGCAGCCCAGCUUCUGAUGGCGUGAUGUUCCCCUGUCUGAACGGGCAGAGUCCAGCCCCCAGCAUCGGGAGUGUGGAGGAAGACUCCCACUGCCUCUCCUUCGCCCAGAUGCUGCGAGAUGGCAAAGCCAGGGCUGAUGCUGGACCUAAGGUCACCCCAAAGAAGGAUACUUUCCUGGCGCCCCCGCCCGCAGACAGCGAUGGGGAGAGUGACGGGUCUGACCGGGUCCCUGUGCCGAGCUUCCAGAACUCCUUCAGCCAGGCCUUUGAGGAAGCUCUCCUGCAGCUGGACCACAGCCCGCCGGUCCCAGCCCAGCCAAUCCUCGUCCAGGAGGAGAAAGGGGGGAAGAAGAAGAAGAAGAAGCAGAAGCUCCUAUUCAGCACCUCCAUGGUUCACACUAAAUAGAGACGACACUGAAGUUAACAACCCGCCCUCCCCCCACCCUGCCUGUCCCAGUCCAUACUUCUCCAUCGCCCAGCCCCAGACCC